Paramecium tetraurelia is the source of this 1260-nucleotide messenger RNA. RefSeq lists its product as uncharacterized. The record is from RefSeq and is a predicted model, not a curated record. Lineage: Eukaryota; Ciliophora; Oligohymenophorea; Peniculida; Parameciidae. The transcript has 4 exons.
AUGAUUCAUAAUUCGAAUAGAAAUCCCAUCACAGAUCCCUAUUCCUUGGAAGAUCAACUGGCUAGAGAGUUGUAGAAACGGAAAGUUGAGGAGGAAAAAAAAAGAAGGGAAAUCGAAAGAAUUUGUGCCGAGAGUGAAGAAAUCAAACUACUUAAAUAAAAAGUUUAGACUGCAUAUGUGACCAAGGAGAGAACUUAACAAUUGGCUGAGUAGUAAUUGAGAAGAAUUUAAGAGUUGAAAUAAGAAAGUGAGAUUGAAGCUGCUAUUCUAGAAAAACUGAAAAGAGAACAAGAAGAAGAAAGGUCUAAGGAGAAAUUUAGACUACAAUAGAGAUUAGAGGGAAAAUAUACAUUAUAAAAAUAAAUGAAAGAACAUGAGCAAUUGAGAGAUGAAGCCAAAGAAUAAUACAUUUACGAGAAGGAUCAAGUCAAUAGAGUUAUUCAACAGUUAAUAAGUGAAGAUCGCAAAUUUAUAGAGGAUCAGGCAAAAAAGAAGAAGAUAGCCUUCUCAGACAUGCAGAAUGCUUUGAGGGAGAAAGCUGAAUUAAUCUAUAGAAUGAAGUAAAGGGAGAGAGAGGAGAAUUAGAAAUAUUUGGAUUUUAUGAAAGAGAAAGAUAGAUAGGCUCAUGAAAUCAAAGUUAAAAAGUAGGAAGAGAAUGCAGCCAAGGAUAAAAUAUUUCAAAAAUUAAAGGAAGAAGAGGAGAGAAGGAGAUAAGAGGCAGAAUUGUUAACUGAACUCAGAUUUCAACUUUAUUAAGAAUAGUAUGAUGCAUAGUAGAGAUAAAAAGAUAUUGAUGAAGCUAAUAAGAGGGAAUUUUAAAAAAGAGAGAUGCAGUAGGCUGAACAGGAGGCACGAUUAAGAAAGUAGAGAUAGAAGGAGGAGGAAUAAUAGAUGGAAAGAGAUUUCAGAGAUCAAAUGAUGAGGAAGUUUGCUGAAGAUGAUAAAUUAGAAUAGUUGGGAUAAUAAAAACGAAGAAUGAAGGAAGUGGAACAUAAAAGGGAAGUUGAAAGAUUGUGGCAAUAGAAAUUAGAAAUGUAUUAGAUGGAAAAGCAAAAGGAACUUGAAUAAUUAGAAAGGCAGAGAAGAGAAGAGGCUUAUAAAUAAUUAGUGGUUGAGGAGGAAAAAAAUCGUAUUCUUCAAGAACAUUUGCAAUAAGUAGGAGAAUUCAUUCCAAAAGGUCUCUUAUUAAAAUAAGGAGAUUCUCAAUUUAUAAGAUAGGGAUAACCAAAUUCAAGUUAUUAAUCUGGAUUUAGAAUAUGA